This is a messenger RNA of Syngnathoides biaculeatus (alligator pipefish), 4893 nucleotides long. RefSeq names its product FLVCR choline and heme transporter 1 (gene flvcr1). The transcript is spliced from 10 exons. The record is from RefSeq and is a predicted model, not a curated record. Gene Ontology annotation, cellular component: membrane; mitochondrion. Gene Ontology annotation, biological process: heme export; transmembrane transport; erythrocyte differentiation. Bases 151 to 1731 code for a protein of 526 amino acids. Gene Ontology annotation, molecular function: heme binding; heme transmembrane transporter activity. Lineage: Eukaryota; Metazoa; Chordata; Actinopteri; Syngnathiformes; Syngnathidae.
UCUCCUAUUGGCUGAGGCGGCGUGGGGCCAUCCUCCAUCACAGCAAAGAAGAAAGGCGGAUUUCCUCUACGGGGAACCAGGCGGCUUCUCACUCGAGUGACUUACCUGGCGAGCGACCCAAUAAAGAAAGAAAUAAAGAAAGACGUCGGAAUGGUGGCGGCGGAGCUGGUGCAGGAGCAUCUGCGCGCGGAUGCCUCCUCCCCACCUGGCCGCAGCAAGCCGGAGGACGAGGCGGCACUCGAACCAACCUUCGGAUGCGAAACCGGUGAGGCCAAGGAGGCAGCGGCGGACGAACGCGAUGCGAUGCUGCCCGACGGAGGAGCCAAAGAGCCGAUGAAGGAGGUGCAGCGCCUGGAGACCAAGCUCUACUGGCACCGCUUCUUGGUUCUGGCCGUGUUCAGCCUCUACUCGCUCGUCAACGCUUUUCAGUGGAUCCAGUACGGCAUCUUGGCCAACGUGUUCACGCGUUUCUACCAGGUGGGCAACGACAAGGUGGACUGGCUGUCCAUCGUCUACAUGCUGGCCUACGUGCCGCUCAUCUUCCCGGCCACCUGGCUCCUGGACCGGCGCGGGUUGCGCCUCACCGCGCUGCUCGGCUCCGGCCUCAACUGCGCUGGCGCCUGGCUCAAGUGCGCCAGCGUGGGCCAGGACCUGUACGGCGUCACCAUGGCGGCGCAGGUGGUGUGCUCCGUGGCGCAGAUCUUCAUCCUCGGCCUGCCGUCGCGCGUCGCCUCCGUGUGGUUCGGACCCAAGGAGGUGUCCACCGCCUGCGCCACCGCCGUGCUGGGGAACCAGCUGGGCGUGGCCAUCGGGUUCCUGUUGCCGCCGGUCUUGGUCCCCAACACGCCUGAUGACGUUGCGCUGACGGCUCACAACAUCAGUGUCAUGUUCUAUGGCACUGCCGCCGUUUCCACUCUGCUCUUCGUCCUGACCAUCAUAGUCAUGAAGGACCGGCCGCCGCUCCCACCCAGCCAGGCCCAGGCCGUCCUGCCCGACGGCCCCUCUGAGGACUACUCCUACCGGCGCUCAAUCCUCAACUUGAUGAAGAACAAAGCCUUCAUCCUGCUGCUCAUCAGCUACGGCAUAACGACAGGCUCCUUCUACUCAGUGUCGACCAUCCUCAACCAGAUGAUCAUGGCAUGCUAUGAGAAUGAGGAGUUGAACGCAGGGAGGAUCGGGCUGACGUUGGUGGUGGCUGGCAUGGUGGGCUCCAUUCUCUGCGGCCUGUGGUUGGACCACACCAAGACCUACAAGAUGACGACGUUGUUGGUAAACUGCCUGACAUUUGUGAGCAUGGUGAUCUUCACCUUCACGCUGGACCUGAACAACAUCUACGUGGUCUUCUUCACAGGAGGCCUGCUCGGCUUCUUCAUGACGGGAUAUCUUCCGGUGGGCUUCGAGUUUGGAGUGGAGAUCACCUACCCGGAGCCGGAGGGAACAUCGUCCGGACUCCUCAACACUUCGGCGCAGACAUUUGGGAUCCUUUUCACGCUGAUUCAGGGAAAACUGACGUCAGAUUACGAAAAGCCACUGGCAGGAAAUCUCUUCCUCUGCGCGUGGAUCUUCGUGGGAGUCGUCCUCACGGGCUUCAUCAAAUCAGAACUAAAGCGACACAAUGUCAACAUCGGGGCGAACGUGAAAGAUCAACUGGCGCUUCCCAGAGAGUGUCCUGAAGAGAAGAUGACGACGCUGGAAGCGUCUCACAGCUUUGCGAGAGAAACGUCGCUGUAGCCAGGGCGUCCGAAUGGAACCCGGAGAUUUAUUUAUUUUAUUUUUUUGUCGGAGCCAGACAGACGGACGCGGACGGACAGUCGGACGGUUAGUGUACAUCCACGCCAACACUGACUUUUCCUGAGUUUACUUGAAUGCAUCGCUUCCCGCUGUUGUUUCAAUGGAAGACACCGCGGCAAAAAAGAAGGAAGCGCCGGACUGACAAAAGUCUUGGAGCAUAUUAAGAAUAAACCUAAAGGAAGCCCUUUGAAUAUUUAUUCCAUAUCCUUGAUAUCUAUCUUAAAGUGCGACUGUCAUCCCUAUAAACAUUGUAAAAUAGAUAUUGUAAUGAAAAAUACAUAACAGUAUUCACUUCAAUGUCUACGCGAAAAAAAAAAAAGAAGUGAGCGUUGAGCGAGUCAUCCAUGCAGAAAGUUGCGCAAUUGAGUGUCCCUCGACAUCCAAGUGGUCCCCAUAUUAGUCGCGUCAUCUAACCUUGACAUCAUCGUCACUUCCGCCGUUUAAAACGUGCAGUGCUUGCUACUAUGGAAGCCGAACAACAGAGAUAUUUGCAUUUUUCCGACGCCCCUUUUAACACCGAAGCUCUUUUCGAAAAGGACAACACCACACAAGUGAGUGAAGGUACCGGGGCAAUAUUACCCUAUUGUUUUGAGCCAUAUUCAGAUGAUAUCCGAUCACGGCCAAACCGCAUCCCGUCCGAUCCACGUCCGCGGCGGAGAUGAGCCAUCGCGGCUCAUUGCAGCCGACCGUGUAGCUCAUCUCCUUUACAUCACUUCCUGCUUCCCGAAAACAAAUCCCUGAGAGGAUUUUCAUGACGGGAGUUACAAAAAGCUGUAUUUGUCAAAAUCAUGUUUUGUGGUAAAAAACACAUGGGACCAUAUUGGCUGUGUGUUUUUCAUUAAUAAUGUACCAAAUAUCAUCCGUUUGACGACACUUGACCUUUAAGGUUCAUGUAUUAAUACACUCUUUAUCCACGGGAAUAAAAUAAUUCUGCACACUUGUAGGACUGGUUCAAAUAGGGCUACAACUGGUAAUUUUUCAUUACGUCAAGUAUUUCUUUUUCGUUCAAUCGAUGAGCAGGGUAAAAAAAAAAAAUAAUUUUUUUUUUUUUUUUUUCACGGCUAUGUUCCAAAACCGGACAUUAUUUCCAAUUGGUAGUGCAGAAAAUGGGCCAACAUAAAUAGAUAAUACGUCAUUUCCUGGUUUGUAACACGUCAGUAAAUCUUAGUUUUCCAAAGUAAAAGCAGAUGUUUGCAAAUGUCUUACUUUGAUUCAACACAAAGAAAAUUUGUAUUUGCUGUUAAACAAGGUUUCUAAAUGGUUAAUGGAUGAUCAAAAUAUUCCUCUUCAUUUGAUAAUCGAUUAGUCAUCGAUUAAUUGUUGCACUUCUACUUUCAAAGUAAAUUUUAUUCCAUUUUUAUCUUCCACGGCUGUGAUCCACUAUGAGAACGAUGUUGAUUACUAGUAGAACUACGUUAAUACUGAGGAUAAUCUACACACUAGUUGAUGAAUAGUACCUUCAACUCACAUGCACAUAUUGUUGCGGCAUAAUGCAAAAUCAAUUUUGAUCCAAUUAUUCAAUCAGUUAAUGAGAUAACUGGUGGAAUCGUCAAUUCCAAAAAUAUUCAUCAGCUGCCGUUUCAGUCACUUGUAGUACUCGAAGCACGCAGUUGUCAACUAGUGCACUGUUUUGCCUCACUCAUAUCGCACUGUUGUACAACUAGUAUGCCAAAGUUGUUUAAAGAGUGUACUAGUACAUAAACCUGAAGCAAAUAUUGGAUGUAAAAGCCGUUUGAGAAUUAAUUUGACAGCAAAGAUUUCCAAAGCGUUUGAGCAUUCGUAUGAUUUCAUUGCAUACUCACCGAUAGCUACUAGUGUAGGCCAAAAGUGUGACUUAUAGUCGGGAAAAAAAAUCUAGUCAUUCUGCCGGCACGCCAAAUUGCCUUUUGAGUGAGGACAAAGUGGGUACUAGUACACCGAGCUCACUGCUGGGAAUACUAGUUAGCAUGGCUAUUUGACUUCUCAAGCCAUCAUUUGGCAGUGAACGUGUUUAAAAUAGAAAUCGCGGAUAUCGCAUAAAUGCUCGAGAAGUUUUCUAGACAGUCAAUGUGCACAACGACACGCACAACUUUUUAUAUUUAGGCGCAUGCUGUUUGCGUGCGUGCGUGAGUGGAGCGCGUUGCGUGAAGUACAGCGCGAUGACGUCACACACCGCUUUAUCUCGUUUCAUUUGUCCUGAUACAGUUUCCUCCUUUUGUACUUUAAAAUUUACUGUGUACUUUCAAAUUGCUGGGCACUAACACCUUGACAACCGGUUUUAUUUUUACACUGAAAACUUUGAUCUCUUAUUUGUUAGAAAUAUGAACUUUCUAGUAUUUUUUUUUGCCAAAGUUGAAUAAAUAAUCAAUAAUUUAAUCAAGUAAAAUCUAAAAUAAAUCUAUUCAUUUAUUUCACUACCCAUUUAUUUAUUUCAUAAAUAGAUCUAUGUUCAGUAUAAUUAAUUCAUAGAUUUUUUUUAAAAUGAGUUGAAUUCAUUUCACUGAAAUAGUUCACCUUUUAGUGGUUUAUAUUAAUAUAUUUAUGUAAUUUUGGCAUUGGGUUGUAAUUAUGCAAACUUAAUAGUCAUGUUACACGAUGCUAGUUAGGUUUAUUCAAGAUAUUUUAUAAACUACUUGAAGCAUUUAUUAUUUUGUACUUGUUGGGGUUUUUUGUUCAUGAGAAUGAGAACAUUUGAAUUUUUGUAAAACAUAAGAUGUGUUUGUAUUUGUUUCUUUUAAUGUGGCUAAACAUAAUAUUUGUUAUAUGUGUAAAAUGGACAGUUUGGAUUCUUAAAAAAAAAAAAAUCACUAGUGCCAUGCAGCACACAAAGAAUCCAACUUAUCCACGCGAAACUAAUGUAUGACUACUUGUUUAUCGCUGACUACAUCAUCAGUCAUGACACUAGUUGAAGUACCUGGAUGGAGAAAUGACUGGAGUUGUUGUUAAAAGUGUCAAGUGUUGUUGUUAUAACAAUAUUAUAACAACAUUGUUUCUGUUGCCUGUCAACACUGCUGUGGGGAAUCACAAUGUGCUUCCCAAUUAUUACCUUUUAUUCCCAUGACUACUAGUAGCACAACUAAAAAAAAAAAAAAAAAUUCUGUCAUUAAACUACAAUUAACUUCA